AUGACAUCUGAAAGAGAUGAUGUAAUACAAGACUCUGAUAGGCUGAAGACCAUAUUUUGUGAAAGAGGAUAUGCCUCAAAUAUAGUUGAACCAAAUCUGAAAGAGAUACUUGAUGAAUUGGGAAAUAAAUGUAAACCACUUUUAGGUAAUGGUGUUCCAAGAUCAGUCUGUAGCGAAAGCUGCCUUGUAGGAUACAUGAAAAUCCUGAAGAAGGGCCAGCCACUUUGCUGCUUUGACUGUGUCCCAUGCUCCACUGGAAAAUUUGCAAAUGUUACGGAUUCUUUGGGCUGCUGGAAUUGUCCAGAAGAUCAAUGGCCUAAUGAAAAACAUGAUGCCUGUAUCCCCAAAGUGAUUGAGUUCCUGACGUAUGAGGAACCCUUGGGUACAACUCUUGCUGUAAUUUCUCUGUUUAUGACUCUGCUGAAUGCUUCAGUGCUGGGAAUUUACAUUAAGCACAGAGACACACCAAUAGUGAAGGCCAACAACAGAGAACUCAGCUACCUUCUACUUUUGGGACUCAUGCUGUGUUUUCUAUGCUCAUUAAUAUUUAUUGGUAAUCCAACUGCAUUAACAUGUCUGUUUCGUCAAACCAUAUUUGGCAUAAUUUUUUCCAUUAGUAUCUCUUUAGUUUUGGCAAAAACAGUAAUUGUGGCUAUUGCUUUCAAAGCAGCAAGACCUGAUAGUAAACUGCAAAGCCUGCUGGGACCAACAUUACCCAAGUUAGUAGUCUGUUUCAGUUCCACUGGCCAGUUUAUUAUAUGUGUCAUUUGGACAUUAAACAAUCCUCCUUUUAUAGAGUACAAUACAAAAUAUGUAAAUGGGAAAAUAAUAGUUCAGUGCAAUGAGAACAAUGUAGCAUUCUUCUGCUGCAUGCUGGGAUAUCUAGGGGGUUUGGCUAUUGUCUGUUUUGUUGUUGCAUUCUUGGUAAGAAAUUUACCUGACACAUUUAAUGAAGCUAAAUUCAUUACCUUUAGCAUGCUAAUAUUUGUCAGUGUGUGGCUGUCCUUUAUACCUGCAUACCUGAGCACACAGGGCAAAUACAUGGUUGCAGUGGAGGUAUUUGCAAUCUUAGCCUCAAGUGCUGGAUUACUCAGCUGUAUAUUUUUACCCAAAUGCUACAUUAUUUUACUUCAGCCUCAUAAAAAUACAAGGAAGCAUUUAAUGAGCACUGUUCAGUAA
This is a messenger RNA of Protopterus annectens (West African lungfish), 1179 nucleotides long. RefSeq names its product vomeronasal type-2 receptor 26-like. Gene Ontology annotation, cellular component: membrane. Gene Ontology annotation, molecular function: G protein-coupled receptor activity. The coding region runs from base 1 to 1179 and encodes 392 amino acids. NCBI's taxonomy places the organism in Eukaryota, Metazoa, Chordata, Ceratodontiformes, Protopteridae. Gene Ontology annotation, biological process: G protein-coupled receptor signaling pathway. The transcript has 3 exons. The record is from RefSeq and is a predicted model, not a curated record.